ACCAUCCGAACGGCUGAACGUCGACGCUACCGAGCCGCCGCUCCUCUCUCCUCUGCUACUCGCCUACUCCGCCUCCGGCCUGCGCCCUUCGGUCGUCCGCUCGUGCCUCGACUGGCAGGCGUCCCCGCCGCUCCUCUUUGUUACUCCGCCUCCGGCAGUCCAGCCUCUGCGCGCGGCCGGCAGGAUCCGCUCGUCGCCCGCGCGUGGCAGGAUCCGCUCGUCCCCGACCGGCAGGACCCGCGCGGCCGGCCGUCCCGCCCCCACGGCCCCCCUGCUGCCUGCUGCGGACCUGAUUUUUGGGCGGGCGCAGUUGCGGAGAUGCAGAGGCUGGGGGAUUUCAGGCUCCCUCCCUUCUUUAACUACCCGCCUUACUUCACUUUGCAGCCUGUGCGUGAAACGCGGGAAAAGCAAGUGCAGUUAUGGAAAGAUCUGAUACUCGAUUACUGUAGAAGUCAGAAGAUACAUACAAUAUCCCUGGAAGAAGAUUUCCCCUUGUUCUCCAAUCCAAAGAUAGAGAGAUCUCUUAGCCAUGAAGCAAAGGAAGUGUUCCUUGCAGCUCUCGUCAGUGAAGGUCGUGCAGAGUGGAUGGACAAAGGUCACAAGAAGUGCCUAAUUCUUUGGCUAAGGAUUCAGGAUUGGGCCAAUUUCAUAUUAAACUUUGUAAAGGAUAACGGGUUGGAAGUAAUGACUAUCGAAGAAAUACGAUCUGGAAUUGAUACACGUGGAACUGAACUUGAGGGAAUUGAUCGUGGUGUUCUCAUGCGGGCUCUGCGGCAGUUGGAGCAAAAGGGAAAAGCAGCUAUCUUCAAAGGCACCUCGGCCGAUGAUGAAGGUGUAAAAUUUUCGGUGUAAUUCAUUUUGCAAUCCCCAAAUUGGCAGGCCAAUAAUCUCGAUCAGUCGGUGUCCUUGAACAUGGCAUGGUGCAUCCAUAACCUCGAUCAUUCAGUGUCCUUGAAAAUGGCAUGACACAUCCCUGCCCUGUAAAGCAGUAUGGCUUCUGGUCACAUCCGUCCUGAGUAGUAUGUUCUUCAGUGCUGCAGUUGUUAAACUUCACAACUCAUCUUUGCUGUAGUGAAAAAUUGACCAAGCCUGAUUAAAAAUCAUCUGUGGUGGCAGUUGAACUGGUCAUUCCUCUUAUGCUGAUUUAUUUUCCUAUAUCUAAGCAAAGGUGUUCAGGAAAGGUGUGCCAUGUGUCAGACGAAUUUUGAGUUCACUCGGAAAUGGACGUAAGUUUCCCAGGUCGAAUAGUACAGAGAACAAAA
This is a messenger RNA of Sorghum bicolor (sorghum), 1262 nucleotides long. Its product is annotated as vacuolar protein sorting-associated protein 25. Lineage: Eukaryota; Viridiplantae; Streptophyta; Magnoliopsida; Poales; Poaceae. The transcript is spliced from 7 exons. Gene Ontology annotation, molecular function: protein homodimerization activity; structural molecule activity. Gene Ontology annotation, cellular component: ESCRT II complex. The record is from RefSeq and is a predicted model, not a curated record. The coding region runs from base 319 to 852 and encodes 177 amino acids. Gene Ontology annotation, biological process: protein transport to vacuole involved in ubiquitin-dependent protein catabolic process via the multivesicular body sorting pathway.